Macadamia integrifolia is the source of this 915-nucleotide messenger RNA. RefSeq names its product SNF1-related protein kinase regulatory subunit beta-3. The coding region runs from base 311 to 664 and encodes 117 amino acids. The record is from RefSeq and is a predicted model, not a curated record. The transcript has 4 exons. Lineage: Eukaryota; Viridiplantae; Streptophyta; Magnoliopsida; Proteales; Proteaceae. Gene Ontology annotation, molecular function: protein binding.
UUAUGACACUCGUUCUCUUUACCGAAAAAGGGAAAAGGUUAGAGCACUCUCGCCGGAAGAACAAUGCUGUCGGCCUUCUGCAUGCUUCGCUUCGCCUAACCAGUGAUCAUCCUCCAUUCCUCCACUGUCUCUUGCAAGUUUGUUUAUCGCUGGGGAACUUGGAAUAUUGGAUUGGAUAAUAAGCAUCUGGAGGGCGGGGCUUUUUUCCCCUCGGUUCUACAUAUAUAUCUUUUGUUUUGAAGAGAAGGCUGUUGACCGUGUUUUUUCAAGCAUUGAAGCCUGUGAUUAAUCAGGUCAUUUCUGUAUCAUCAUGGAUAAUUCAUAUGGUGAAGACCAAGAUGAGGUAAGCGUGGUGGGAUUUGAAGUUCCAAGGUCGCCUGAUUCAAGCUACAAUAACCCGUACCCUGGCAAUGAAGAUGAGGCAAGGGACCCACCUCUUGUUCCUCCCCACUUGCAACAAACAUUGCUGAGCUUUCCAGCAGGCAGAGAUACCUCUGCCUCUCUUCCUUCGCCACAAAAUGUGAUUCUUAAUCAUCUCUACAUCGAGAACAGGGAGAGCCAACAAUCAGUGGUAGCACUCGGGGUCACGCAUCGCUUCCGCUCAAAAUUUGUUACAGUUGUGCUGUUCAAACCUAUUCAGAGGACGGGGGGAACAAGCACUUGAGGUGCAUUUUUAUAUCACCUUCAUUUGGGUUUGUUCCUUCCUUACAUGACUAUAGUUGUGGCAGAACUCAUACGGGAAAUAGCAAUGAAGUAAGUUAACUGUCUCGGUGCUGCUGAUGAAAUUUAGGUUCACUUUGUUGGGCUCCAGAGCUUAUUGUUGCAUAUUUUACUUGCUUCUUCCCUGGAGUAUUUAAAAUGGUAGUAGAUUUUAAAAUGUUUAUAAAGAUAUAUUGUCCAUAUUUUCCUUAUCAA